CCAGAUUGAUGAAGCUAUGAGGAAAGCUGGUGUUGCCCAUAAUAAAUCUAGCAAAGAUAUGGAGAGCCACGUGUUUAUGAAGGCCAAAACAAGGGAGGAAUAUCUUUCUCUUGUGGCCAGACUUAUUAUACAUUUCCGAGAUAUUCACAAUAAGAAAUCUCAAGCCUCAGUCAGUGAUCCAAUGAAUGCCCUGCAGAAUCUAACUGGGGGUCCCACGGCAGGGGCGCCUGGGAUGGGCAUGGCUUCCCGAGCUCAGGGAGCACCAAUGAGUGGGAUGACAGGCCUUGGUCCAAUGGCACAGCAGAUGAGUCUCCCAGGGCAGCAGCAGCCCCCUGGAACCUCAGGAAUGGCCCCUCAUGGCAUGCCUGGUGUCUCUACAGCUACUCAGCAGACCCAGCUUCAGCUUCAGCAGAUAGCUCAGCAGCAGCAGCAGCAGCAGCAGCAAUUCCAGCAGCAGCAGGUGGCCCUGCAGCAGCAGCAGCAGUUCCAGGCGCAGCAGUCAGCCAUGCAGCAGCAGUUCCAGGUGCAGCAGCAGCAGGCGGCGGCCGCUGCCGUGGCCCAGCAGCAGCAGCAGCAACAGCAACAGUUGCAGGCUGUCCAGCAGCAGCAGCAGCACAUGCUGAAACUGCAGAUGCAGCAGCAGCAAAACCAACAGCAGCAGCAACAGCAGCAGCAGCAACUCCAGAGGAUUGCUCAAAUGCAGCAGCUGCAGGCAGCACAGGUCAUGCAGGCACAACAGCAGCAGCAACAGCAGCAGCAGCAACAGCAGCAGCAAAUACCACAACAACAGAUACAGCAGCAGCCACCUCAACAAGUCAUGCAACAGCAGAUGCAACAGAUGCAGCAGCAACAACAGCAGCAACAGCAGCAGCAGCAACAACAACAACAGGUUGCUCAGGCACAACAGUCUCAACUUCCACCACAAUCCCAGCCUCAACCCCAGCCCAUGGUAUCUCAACCUCAGGCAAUCUCAGGACAAAUUCCUGGUCAGGUUAUGCCUGUUACUCUCACACCACAGCAGUUAAAAGCUAUGCAGGUAAGAGCUCAGCUGGUCCAGCAGCAGCAGCAGGCAGCAGCAGCAGUGCAAGCAGCUCAGGCCCAGGCUGCUCAGAUGGGAGCUUCAGGGCAGAAAAGCUCACUAACCUUCCCUUCAUGCUCCCCCUCCCCAGUUCCUGGAGGCUGCAUGUGCUUCUCAUCCUGCCAGUGCACUGCAUUUCUUGUUUUGCGAUUACUUUUGUCUGUUGUCCCUCUGUCCUCAAAGAUGAUCACCGCACCUAUGGCCCGAGGUGGGAUGCAAAUCAGACCACGGUUCCCGCCUACCACCGCGGUGUCUGCUACACCACCAAGCUCCAUCCCCUUGGGCGGACAGCAAAUGCCACAGGUCAGCCAGAACAAUAUUACCAUGAUGUCCUCCCCAUCUCCUGUCCAGCAAGCUCAGACUCCUCAGUCGAUGCCUCCACCACCACAGCCGCAGCCUUCUCCUCAGCCAGGCCAGCCGACUUCUCAGCCAAACUCAAAUGUCAGCUCUGGCCCUGCUCCAUCACCCAGCAGCUUUCUCCCCAGUCCAUCUCCACAGCCAUCACAGAGCCCAGCAGCUGCACGAACACCUCAGAACUUUAGUGUCCCAUCCCCAGGUCCUUUAAACACUCCAGGAAAUCCAAAUUCUGUCAUGAGCCCAGCCAGUUCUGGUCAGUCAGAGGAGCAGCAGUAUCUGGAAAAACUCAAACAACUAUCAAAAUACAUCGAGCCACUCCGAAGAAUGAUCAAUAAAAUAGAUAAAAAUGAAGACAGGAAGAAGGACCUGAGUAAAAUGAAGAGUCUCUUGGAUAUCCUGACUGACCCUUCAAAAAGGUGCCCCCUGAAGACACUGCAGAAAUGUGAAAUUGCUCUGGAGAAGCUGAAAAAUGAUAUGGCUGUGCCUACUCCACCACCUCCCCCAGUGCCCCCCACCAAGCAGCAGUACUUGUGCCAGCCCCUUUUGGAUGCUGUUCUGGCCAACAUCCGCUCCCCAGUCUUCAACCAUUCCCUGUACCGGACGUUCAUGCCGGCGAUGACCGCGAUUCACGGGCAGCCCAUCACGGCCCCCAUCGCUUCCCCUCGAAAGCGGAAAUAUGAAGAGGAUGAAAGACAGACCAUACCAAAUGUCUUACAAGGAGAAGUUGCAAGAUUAAAUCCUAAAUUCCUGGUGAACCUGGACCCUUCACACUGCAGUAAUAAUGGCACAGUUCAUCUCAUAUGCAAGCUAGAUGACAAGAAUCUUCCAAAUGUCCCUCCACUCCAGCUCAGUGUUCCAGCAGACUAUCCAGAUCAGAGCCCUCUGUGGAUAAAGAACCCCAGACAGUAUGCAGCCAAUCCCUUUUUGCAGUCAGUGUAUCGAUACAUGACUUCAAAACUAUUGCAGCUCCCAGACAAGCAUUCGGUCACAGCUCUGCUGAACACCUGGGCACAAAGCAUUCGGCAGGCCUGUCUCUCUGCUGCGUAACAGCUCACCUCCUAAAUCAUGAAGCAACAACAGCUGGCCUCUUCCACAUACCACUGGAAAACCACACUAUGGGGAGGUUUACUUCAGAAGAAAGAAGCCUUAUGGUGUUUUGUUUCUAGGUUGUCAGGUUCAGUAGAGAACCUGAUGUUAGACUUAGUUUUUCAUGCUUUCUAUCUUCUGCCUCUGUGGACUUUUGCCAGCAUUUUCAGAUAUACAAAAUGUGUAUAUAUGGUUCUCAAGACUGUAUUUAGGGUGAGUUUUUAUUGUCUUCUUAGAGAAGAAAUUAUUUGUGGACUUCCAUCAGGGAGUCUGGUAUAAGAGGGGGUAGGGAAAAAUGUCCUAAUUUGCUUCAAAAUUUGCUCAGUGCCAGUAUUUCUUUCACAUUUUGUUUUGUGACCUGAUACUGCCCCAGAAAUAAAUGAGGUGUAGCACAAAUGUGCUUGCAAACUUCCCAGAGGGUGCAGGAAAUCUUUCUGACUACUAGUUUUGCCCAGAGAUGGGAUAAAUUACAUCCUUUUAAGGCAUCCCUCAAAUAUAUGACAUAAAUCUGGAUAAUUAUACCUGGGGGGUGGGAAAGUGGAAUCAAAGAGAGCAAAAAAAGGUAUUUUAUAGCUUAUUUUAAAUGCAACUUUGUAUAAAUGGUUUUUGGUUAGCAUGGACCACAUUUCUCACUCCAGAAGAGUAAGACUGAUGAGAAAGAAGAGAUACUAAUGUGCACAUUGACUUCCUCUAUAAAUUCAGUAAAUUGUAGGUAAAGAUGGGGGGGAAACCAACAGCAUAAAGGCCAAAUGACAGAAAUCAAUCCAGUGGGUUUGUAGCUGCAUUUCUUCUUUUAAGAGUCUUUCUGAGGCAUCUGGCUUCCAGUGGGAGUUAAUGCAGUGCACUGAAAAUGUUUCUAUACUACAUCACUUUGUUUAAACAAAAAAGGCAAAAAAAUAUCUCAGGAGUAGAACUGACAACUCAUCCAUUGUGCCUUGAACAGUGAUGGGCACUCAAGUCAGUCAGCAGCUGCCUUACUGUUGGCACUUUGAAUGAAAACAUUUGCCACAAGUAACUCUAAUGCGUUUUUCGUGUUUCCCUACGUGUCUAAAUUGCUCCUUCUUAAGUUCCUGGUGCAGGAGAAUUUCAAACAGUAGAUGUUAUUUCUAUCCUUCCCCAUCUCUGUAUUAUGCAGCAAAACAAAAGAGUAGCUGGGCUCUCUUACAGUAGUGUCAAGAGACUGCUAUGACUUCUGUAAAUCCAUGUGGUGUCAUCAGUUUUAAGGAUGUUCUUAAAUGUGGGUACUUAGUAAGCACUGACUGAGGCAGCAGAGUGCUGUCAGUAUUUUGUACAUGAGCUACUGCAUUAUCUGUUUGUUUCUACUGUAAUAAAUUUAUUAUUAUUCCUGUG
Cyanistes caeruleus (blue tit) is the source of this 3871-nucleotide messenger RNA. NCBI's taxonomy places the organism in Eukaryota, Metazoa, Chordata, Aves, Passeriformes, Paridae. The record is from RefSeq and is a predicted model, not a curated record.